This is a messenger RNA of Closterium sp. NIES-67, 1398 nucleotides long. The record is from the annotation of a GenBank genome assembly. Lineage: Eukaryota; Viridiplantae; Streptophyta; Zygnematophyceae; Desmidiales; Closteriaceae.
UAGGUUUUACCGUUCCUAAUCCAUGGCUCCCCCACAGGUUCACCGUCUCCCAACCUCAACCUACAUGCGCGUUGCCUCUUCCUGGAGGUCUCCACUUCCCUCGUCCCUGCCACUAGCCAAAAGCUUUUCUCGAAGUUCCGUAUUGCGGCCAGCUGCGGUCAGAUCCUUCGUCCGAUCUUCUUCGCCUCCGUCGUCGUUGACGUCGUCCACCAUUUCGUCGUCCCUUUCGCGAUCCUCGCCGCGACUAUCGCUCUUCGCGAAAUUCUCAUCGUUUUCGUCGUCCCGGUCUUCGCCAGUCAUGGCUGCGGCUCCGUGCGUACAAGCGCUGGAGCAACGCCUUCCCACUUCACCAGUCAGCCUGCCUUUCUCGUCGCUCCAUCUUCACGCCGACGGCCGGCCGAGAAACCGCUGUAGGGUCAAGCUCAGCGACGAAGCGGCGUACUUCCACCCGCUGACGGCUAGCCGUCAAGCUUACACCGGCGUGACGGUUUGCGCUGCCGGAGGAGGCGGAGCGGCGAUCCCGACAAGCGAUCUACCGCCGGAGGAGAAGCAGAAGGAGACGGCCAGGGAUAGCGGGGAUGGUGCAGGAACGAACGGGGGAUUAACAGGAGAUUCGAAGGAGGGGAAGAAGGAGGAGGAGGUGAUGACGCUGCCGACUAUGCUGACGAUCGCUCGCGUCGUCGCAGUUCCAGCCAUAAUUCCUGCUUUCUUCUUCACUCCGGGAAUUGCUACCACAAUUUUUAUCAUGGCCUCAAUCACUGAUUGGCUGGAUGGUUACCUCGCUCGGAAGAUGAAUUGCAGCUCCACAUUUGGUGCAUUUCUGGAUCCUGUGGCAGAUAAACUCAUGGUAGCAGCAGUGCUCGUCCUUCUCUGCACAGAACCUGCCCCAACUAUCGCCUUCCUGCCAUGGGCCCUCCCCUCCUGGACCAUCGCUCUCCCCGCCAUCGCCAUGAUUGGCCGAGAGAUCGCCAUGUCAGCGGUCCGGGAAUGGGCGGCGGGGGAGGGGGAGAAGCUGAGGAAGGUGGUGGCAGUUAGCGGAUACGGCAAAUGGAAAACAGCCACUCAGAUGGUUGCAAUUACAAUAUUGCUUGCCAUCAGGUCGCCCAUGUUACAAUUACCCGUAGUUGGACCUCUGAUUGGUACAUCAGGGGUGGUGCUUUUGUACACGUCUGCAGUUCUUGCCGUUGCCUCAUUCGCCAUAUACAUCCGUUCUAUUGCUGGAGCUCUUCGCAAGUUGUAACUUGUAACCAUCUGCCAUCAAAGGCCAGAUAGAAGACCCCCAGCUCUUAUCUCAUACUGCCCUUAAGUAAAGAGUUGCUCAUAUCAAAACGCCUGAAAGAUGUCUUCAAUGGCAAUCCCAAAUAUGAGAUAGAUGCCUAAUAAAAGACCCUACUCCAU